Salarias fasciatus (jewelled blenny) is the source of this 4109-nucleotide messenger RNA. Its product is annotated as GTPase IMAP family member 8-like. Bases 570 to 3275 code for a protein of 901 amino acids. Lineage: Eukaryota; Metazoa; Chordata; Actinopteri; Blenniiformes; Blenniidae. The transcript has 6 exons. The record is from RefSeq and is a predicted model, not a curated record. Gene Ontology annotation, molecular function: GTP binding.
UUAAACUCCUCACUCUGUGACCUCCUCAAUGUAAUUUUCCAGGUGCGACGUAACACCAAAAACAUCUAUAAGUGGAAAUUUUAUGCAUGUACAGGAUGUGCAUGCGUCACUUUGAGAAACUGGAGCAUUUCUGUGAACGGUGAUUUUAGCUGCUGUGCUGCGAACGGCACCAGGAGGACAGACUCCACAGAUGCCGACUGGAAUACAUCUAAUUCAAAAUGGCAACAACGAUGUCAGGCAGGGCCUGCUGCACAUGUUUCUCUGAUCCAGUCACGUCGCUGUGGAGGAAGACGUGACACAGCAUCAUUCCUCUCAUACCGGCGCCAAGCUCCGCCCACCGAGGUCGAGUCGGCUCCUUUCCACCUGAGCGGCUCGCUUCCAAGAAAAGCGACACCCGGAGAACUUCACCCGCACCGGGUGCCGGUAAAUACGCCGAUCUGGUUGUUCCACUCUCGCAGGAAGAGGGACACGGUCACAGCUACACACAGCAUGCCCGAGCAUUCCUGAGAGGCCGACCAACAGGUCCUGAGAGACGUUCCUCUGAGGACCGAAUCAACGGGACUGAAGACAUGGCAACCAGGACGUAUGCUUCCGAACUCAGGAUUGUGAUUUUUGGAAAGAGUCCAGCAGCAAAAACAACCCUGAGUGACUGGAUGACUGGAAGAAAGCUGCUUUCUGGUCAAAAAGUCUCCAAGACGUCAACUGCAGAAGGACAAUGGAAAAGAAUCCCUGUGACGGUGGUAAACACCCCAGACAUCUUCGUUUUAUCUGAACUCAGACUGAGACUUGAGGUCAGGAUGUUUGUGGCACACUGCCCCCCCGGACCCAACGUCCUGCUGCUGCUAGUCAAUCCUUCAGACUUCACAGAGAACGACCGACGGAGACUGAAGUUCAUCGUGAGCUUGUUUGGUCUAGACGCCUUCAAAUAUUCGAUGGUGGUCACUACGCAGGAUGACAUGGGGAAGAAUUCGGCCGUGCUUGGACUGGUACAAGACUGCAGACAGAGGCUGCACAGGCUUGACUUCAGCAAUGCUCUGGACGGACGUGUUGACACACUGAUGGAGAAAAUGAGUAAAAUGGUGAGUGACAACAGAGGGGGUCAUCUGAACUACACCGUUGGGUCUGAAGCCGAGGAGGAAUGUGUGAGUCCACCGCCGGCCCUCAACCUGGUUCUAUGCGGCAGAUUUGAAGUGGGAAAGACUUCUGCAGCUAACGUCAUUUUGAGUACCAAACAUUCUGCUCAUGGCUCAUCAGAGUUGGUUAAAAACGAGGCAGUGGUGUGCGGACGGCAGGUCUCACUGGUGCAGCUGCCCAGCUUCUGUGGAAAGACUUCAGAGGAAGUGAUGCAGCUUGCAUUCAAAUGUGUCUCUCUCUUCGAUCCCGAGGGUGUCCACGCUUUCAUCCUGGUCUUACCGUUGGAUCCUCCUACUAAUGAGGACCAGGAAGAGCUGCUUAUCAUCAAAAACAUCCUAAGUUCUCGAGUGGAUGACUUCAUCAUGGUCCUUUUUACAGUGGAGUCAGAUUCAACUCACAGCGAUGUCGUUCACUUUGUCAAAAGCAACCGGCAGAUCCGGGAGUUUUGUCAGAGCUUCAAAGACCGGCAUCUCAUUUUCAACAUCAACGACAAGGAACAGAUCCCCCAAUUAUUAGGCGCUGUAGAAAAGAUGAAAGUUGUAACAGGAAAAGGAUUCACCAAGGACUUGAUGGCAAAGCCUCGUUCACAAAAGGUGAUUGAAGCCGAGCCAAAAACCAAAACCAGCCAGGAUCAUCUGAGAAUGGUAAUGAUUGGCAAAACGGGCAGUGGCAAAAGUGCCACGGGCAACACUAUCUUGGGGAAAGAGUGUUUUGACUCCAAAAACUGCAUUGAAUCAGUGACAAAGGUUUGCAAGAAAGUAGAUGGAAACGUGGAUGGGAGAGCAGUCACUGUGGUGGACACCCCCGGACUGUUCGACACGACUCUGUCCAACGACGAAGUGAAGCAGGAGCUCUUAAAGUGCAUCAGUCUGCUGGCUCCAGGGCCUCACGUCUUCCUCCUCGUCCUGCAGAUCGGCCGCUUCACCGACGAACAGAAGACGACCGUCCACCUCAUCAAGGAGUUCUUCGGUGACCAGGCCCAGGAUUUCAUCAUUUUCGUCUUCACCAGAGGAGACGACCUCGGCGAGCAAACAUUGGAAAGUUACAUCAGCUCUGAUAGGGAAGGCAACCUCCAGAAACUGAUAAGUGAGUGCGGAGGAAGAUACCAACUCCUCAAUAAUAAAGACGGAGAGAAUCGCUCACAAGUCAGCCAGUUGUUGCAAAAGAUAGAGUCAAUGGUGAGACGGAACAAGGGUGGUUACUACACCUCCGAGAUGUUCCAGGAGGCAGAAGAGGCCAUCCAAAAGGAGAUGCAGAGGAUAAUGAGGGAGAAAGAAGAGGAGAUGCAGCAGAAAAAGAGGAGCCUUGAGAGACAGUACGAGAACAAACUGCAGGCGAAACAGCUGGAAAUCGAACAAGAGAGAGCAGAAAGAGAGAGAGCACUGAGGGAAAAGGAGGAAUGCAUCUACAGGGAGGAGGAGAGGCGGAAGAUGGUGGAAGAAAAGUUAGCACAAGCACAAAUGGAGAGAAAACAUCUUGAUGAAGUUAAGCAACAGAAAGAGACGGACUUUGAAAUAAAGCUGGCAGGAAGGAAGAUGACGCCAAAGGGGGAUCUACGAAAGGUGCGAGAGCACUGGGAGGACGAACGCAAGGAAUUUUGGGACAAACAAGUCCAAGAGAACAAGAAACAAGAGGAGGAGCUGCAACUGAAAAGGCUCCGAGAGGAGUACGAGACGCUUAGAAUCCAGAAUGAAAAGAAAAGAAGAGAGGAAGACCGAAUCAGAAAGGAACAAGAGGAGGAGCUUCGACAAAACUUCCAAAAAACGCUGGAGUUACUCAAGAGGCAGAACGAAGAGAAGGCCAGAGAGCAAGCUGAGGAGCUGAACGAGUUCAAACAGAGAUACUCGGUGGACGUAACGGUUCUACUGCAGAAGCAAAUGAAGGAGGUGGAGGACAUGAAGCAGCAGCAGCUCAGGAACAAGGAGCUCCUCAUCAGCCACCUGAGCACCAACAAGGCCUUAAGGAAGGAAUACAACAAGAUCAAACAACGACAUGAACAAGACAUGGCCUCGCUGAUGAAGUACCUGCCGUCACAGCAGCAGAUCCAGGAGAUGAAGAAGAUGCACGAGCGGGAGAUCGAUGAGUGGAUAAACAACCACAUGCAGAGCAGCGACGGGGCCAAGAGCUGUACUGUCUUAUGAAGUUUGCCAACAAGUGACACCAAGUUUCUGAAAAACAGGUCCUAGCAUCGGACGGUGUCAGAAAACACCCAAAGACACUUACCAGAAUGUGAAGGAAACUUUAACAACUGCACGCUGACUUUACUUUGAAUGAAUUUCUGUCUUUAGCAUCACUGUCAUAAUAAUGCAUUGGUUUAUAUAGCGCUUUUCAGGACACUCAAAGAUGCAGCUGCUACUGUAGCCACAGCUGCCCUGGGGUAGACUGAGGGAAGCAAGGCUGCCAAUCUGUGCCAUCAGCCCCUCCGACCUGCUCUACCAACUGAGCUACUGUCGCCUCGUCAUGGUUUAAUGGCAAGAGAUUGGAGAGCGGCUCUGUGGAAACCCUGGGGGGGGGGGGGGGGGGGGGUUAGGUAUUGGUUUGACUGAAAGCUUCAUUAUUAUUUUGAACAAAAAUUUAAAAAUCAAUAGAAAUUUACAAACAUAUAACACAAAUCUGAUGGAAUCUGACAUAUUUUAAGAUUUGUCACAGAAAUUUCUCAAAAUGUGACACAUUUUUUACUGAAUUUGUAACUACACUGCUGGCUUUCACAAGCUCAAGUUAAAUAUGUAAACCAGACUAUAUUAAGGAAUAACCUUUUAAAACUGUCAAUAACAUAAUAUCAAUGGUCGAAAUCACCAUAUGUAAUCCCUCGAUAAGGUUUUUGAUGAAGUUUAUGUAAUAUUUUAACCUAUAAAUAAUAGCUGAGUAGCUACGGAAAGAAAAAAAGGUGAACUGUAUAUGUACAUGUUUGUUUGGGAUUUUUUUUCCUUAUUUGUAUGCAAAUAAACAUGUAAAUAACAUGAUGUGUUUUCUAA